AGAUCCCAGGGGUAACUAACCAAAGAGGGAUGCGCCACAGUAAUCGUCCGCUGGAUGAAGCAGGGUGUUUGGAAGCGGACCGCGAAGUGUGAAGAAGGCGCGGACACGGCAGGGUGAAGCAGAGAUGAUGCGGAAUGAAAGGAGAUCCAUUGGGCAUCUUUAAUGAAAUGAAGUAGCCUGGUCACUGAGGCUGGGAUUCUUUGCACUGGCUCAAGAUAAUCCAGCAACUUGUGCCUUAAUGAGAAGAACGUCCUGUGCUGCACACAAUCAGUUAUGAGGCUUAAAUUGCAACCAAUCUUUUUAACGUGCCACGUACCAGUGCUGUGGCUCCUUCUGACUUUUGAACCUCUCAACAGUACACCAAGUGAAGAAGAGUUGGUAGUCACAACUAAACAAGGAAAAGUAAAAGGAACAUCAUUAAAUGUUCUCUCAGGAUCAGUUACGGCUUUCCUGGGGAUACCAUAUGCAGAGCCGCCUACUGGUGAACUUAGAUUUAAGAAACCAGAACCUCGAAGACCCUGGUCUGGACUGUGGAUUGCAGACAAAUAUCCGAACUCGUGUUACCAGUAUGUAAACAACUCUUCUCCUGGUUUGGCUUGGGAAGAAAUGUGGAAUCCUAACACUCAACUUAGUGAAGAUUGUCUCUAUGUUAAUGUGUGGGUUCCAUCACCAAAACCAAACAAAGCAGCUGUUAUGAUAUGGAUCUUUGGUGGGGGCUUUGCAUCAGGCACAUCUUCCCUAAUGGUUUAUGAUGGCAAAUACCUAGCUUACAUCGAGAAUGUAAUUGUUGUUUCCAUGAACUACAGAUUGGGUGCUUUAGGAUUUUUAGCUUUGCCUGGUAGUCAUGAUAUUCAUGGGAACAUGGGAUUAUUUGAUCAACGUUUAGCACUUAAGUGGGUUCAGGAUAAUAUAAAGGCAUUUGGAGGAAAUCCCAACAGCGUGACCUUGUUUGGAGAGAGUGCUGGAGCAGCUUCAAUUCAUCUCCAUAUUCUUUCACCUAAAAGCCAUUCUCUCUUUACCAGAGCCAUAAUGCAAAGUGGUUCAUCUAAUGCUCCCUGGGCUGUUUUACAAGAUGCUGAGGCAAAACGUAGGGCUUCAAUCUUGGCUCAACGGCUUAAUUGUGCUUUCAGUAAUGAUGCAGAGCUAGUGAGCUGUCUUCGUCAUAAGCAUCCCAAAGAGAUAGUGGACAAGAGUCUCGGAAUUGUAACAGGUAGUCUUUUGUCUGGAUGUGUAUUUACACCAGUAGUUGAUGGGGAUUUUCUCACUGAUCUGCCUGAUGAAUUAAUUCAAAUGAAAAAAUUUAAACAAACCCAAAUCUUAGUAGGUGUGAACAAAGACGAGGGAAGUUACUUUUUGGUAUACGAGGCUCCUGGUUUCAAAAAGGAUACAGAAAGUCUCAUUACUCGUGAACAAUUCCUAAAAGGUGUAAAGAUGGCUUUCUCUGAUGCUGGUGAUAUUGGAGUGGAGGCUGUAGUUUUCCAAUAUACAGAUUGGACAGACAAGAACAAUGCAACGAAAAAUCGUGAUGCUUUGGUUGCUGUGGCUGGAGAUCGCAAUUUUAUAUGUCCCUUGAUGCAAUUUGCUAAUAAGAUUGCUGAAUGUGGAAAUACUGCCUAUGUCUAUUUGUUUGACCACCGUGCAUCCAAUGCAGACUGGCCAGAGUGGAUGGGAGUUAUGCAUGGUUAUGAGAUUGAAUUCAUGUUUGGAAUGCCCCUUGAUGGAAAGCUCAAUUAUACUAUGGCAGAAGAGACGCUCAGCAGAAACAUGAUGCACUACUGGGCAAACUUUGCAAAAACUGGUAACCCAAAUGAACCCAAAAUGCAAGGAAUGAGGUGGCCUGAAUAUACACAUACAGACCAACAAUAUAUAACUUUAAACACAGAAGCAACAAGAAUUUAUAUGAAAUACCGUGCUCAACAGUGUGCCUUCUGGAAUCUAUUUCUUCCAAAAUUGCUACAAAGGACAGCACACAUGGAUGAAGUAGAACAACAGUGGAAGCAGGAAUUCCAUCGAUGGAACUCUUACAUGUCGGACUGGAAAUCUAAAUUUGGUGCUUAUAACAGCAGAAAAGACAGUUGUACCAGGGCAUAAGCAGUAAUAUUCACUUCUUUAAAAGGGUAUGUGCAGUUUAAAUGACAUACAUGCAAUGUAAUAUAUUGCACAUAUACCAUUUUAUUGCAAUGUGACAUAUUGCAUUAAAUGGCAUGUAUACAAUGUCAGACAGAAAAAUUCUGGUUUAAAAGCUUGCCAUCACUUUAGUGCUUUUUCUUAAAAACAUAGGUUUAAAUCAACUCCUUUAGUGCAAAACACAUUUUACUGUAUCUUGAUGCAGUUAAAGAGCCAUCUAUGCUUCUGGCCUACCAAGUCAAUCAUUUCAGUGCCCACACCCCAUAGCAUAAGGGUUGUGCAAAUUGAAAAGAUUACUUAACCCAGAGUGAAACGUGAUUGCAACCAUUGCUGGGUAAUUUGUGUCACUGCGGAAAUUCCCAGAGUUGGGCACCCUUGCGGGUUUGACAAUUCCAUAUCAUUCACACAAGGGAUGAUGUCAUUCCUUCUGGAUCAUUGAUAAGAAACUUGGAUUAACAUUGGUCACUCCUGGUUAACACUGAACCAGAUCAGGAUCACUUUAAAGCAUGUGUCCACCCACUAACUGAUUUGACUCCCAAAACUUGAUUCCUUUUCCAACAACACUUCCCCCCUCUCUCCAUCCCCCCCCACCCUCCCCCCCACAAUUUCUGCCCGGCCCUUAGAUCUCCUCACUUUCUAUCCUCUGACUUUCCAUUUUCUCCUGAUAGACAACCUAUGCCUAUUAAGCAGUGAUUCACCAAGGCCCUGGAUAAAGCUCAAAUAUACACAAACACCACUGCUGCCAGCCAUUUGCCUCUUCUCUCUCUCGGUCCUUCCCGAAGGCCCUCUAUUCACUCAUUACUCACUUACCUUCCUCACUUUCUUGGCAACCUGACCACAAGCUGGUGAUCUUUGGUCACAGCCCAUCCCCAGGAUGCUCUCUUUUAUUUUCCACCCCUACCCCUUCCACUUCACCAUGCCCUAUAACUAGUGUUGAUCCUGAGUGGGACAUUGUUCACUACAAAGAAGUGCAAGUACUUUCAAUAGUCCUCAAGACUCUGGCACUCUGAAAUUUACAGUGGGACCCAUGACCCACAUUUAUUUUUCUUCCAUUCUCAUAUCCUUCAGGUUGUUGCUGUUGUUUUUAGUCUGUUUCCGAGUUUCAACUUCACUCAAAUAUGCUUGUUUCUCAUGUUGUUUCCUCCAGCUAUCUCUGAUUGUUGCCAGUGCAGGUGAUGGACUUGAAAUAUUCUGUAGAUAGACCAUUCUUAAAAUCAAUAUGCCAGUGUAAAAUUGCUGCACUUGUGCAACUUGUUGCAUAGUUAGUACCACCCUGGAAUGAUUUAAGGAGUCACUACUAGAAUCUGUAAAGUUCCAUAAAUAUUUAAUUAACCUUAGAUUAGCUUUCAGUGAUUUUUUUUUAAAUGUAGGCCACACCUAACAAUUAGCACAAUGAAACAACAUCAUACUACAGGCUUUAAAUGUUGCUGAUUUUAAGAGUGAAAUUUAAAAUGAAAAGUUUUCCAUAAUCCAAUCUUUCAUUUUUGUCUCCCUUCCUGCAUUUGAUUUGGCAUUGAAUUCAUCUACUUGUACACUUCCUGUUCCAUCUUUGUGCUAGUAAUUUUGCAAUCCUUCUGUCUGAUUGGCGAAGGGGAUAAACAAUUGCUUUUCCUGUUCACUCAGAUCUCAGCUGCCCUAUUUUGCUUGUGCCAUUGCCAGCUUACAUUUGUAGAAAUUUAUGAGAUGAAAUAUUUUUGACAUUAAGCAGAUAAGGGCACGUCUAAAUAAAGACAGAUGCCGUUAGAUUCUGUCCUUCAGAAAAUUAUAGCCCAUUUCAUCUGGAAAGAGACACCUGUUAUUUAAUAAAUAAUGGAAUCUGAUGGUUAUGGAGAAACGGUUCUCUGUGUGCCAGUGAUAGCCUGUUUUAUGGCCUAACAUCCAGUUUAUAUUUUCAUUGCAUAUUUUUAUGAAGGAAUCUUCUCCACCUAUGUAUUUUAACUUUAUUUCUGAGUUCAUCUGUUGUACUGCACUUAUUAUUAAGUAGGUGAAACUUAAGAAAAGGGUGCUGUAUUUUGAGAGAAUGGAUGUUAAGACGUCAUUAACUUUUUUUUAAAUAAAAUUCCAUCCAGGAUGCAGAUUUUAUUGCGUUUGAUGGUGAUGAGAUAUUUAUGAAGUCUCUCUUUAUAUGUGCAGAUGUGAACAGUAAACAUCCAUAUCAGUGGAAUAUUGUACUAAUUUUGAGAGUGACUACCAAGUAUGACCAUAGAAUUAAAAUAGUGGGAAAGAUCAAUAAAACUCAAUGCUCGAGGUACCAUGAAAUCUUACCUUUUUAUUUUAAUGGUAGAGGGAGGCAUUUCAGAUGAAUUGGUCUUAAAUUUGUAUGCCAGUAACACAGAGUUUCAAGAUUCUGUUGCAGGUAAUUAUUUAUAUUUUAACUUGCUAUUAAACGGGAUGUACUUUUCAAUAACAUAUGUAACUCUUCUGUUUAAGAUCUAAAACUAGUCAGUCUCUUUGGUUUUCAAUUAAUGUUCACAUGUCCAUUAUGGAAACAUUGUUCAAUA
Pristis pectinata (smalltooth sawfish) is the source of this 4628-nucleotide messenger RNA. Its product is annotated as cholinesterase-like. Gene Ontology annotation, biological process: acetylcholine catabolic process; choline metabolic process. The coding region runs from base 274 to 2091 and encodes 605 amino acids. The transcript has 5 exons. Gene Ontology annotation, molecular function: acetylcholinesterase activity. The record is from RefSeq and is a predicted model, not a curated record. Gene Ontology annotation, cellular component: plasma membrane. Lineage: Eukaryota; Metazoa; Chordata; Chondrichthyes; Rhinopristiformes; Pristidae.